AUGCCGAACACUGCGCUUCCCGCUCAGGAGACCCCGUCCUCCAUUCAGCAAUUCGGCGAUCCAAACAGAGAUCAGAGUGCAGAAUAUUCUUCGGAUUCUGACAAUGAUCACAUCAGACUCAAUGGCUCCACAACAGCGUUGAAGCGAAAACGGCCCCUCACUGUCUCAUGUGAACUAUGCAAGCAGCGAAAGGUAAAAUGUGACCGAGUCCAACCGAGUUGUGGCUGGUGCACCCGAAAUGGCCAGCUGUGUGAAUAUAAAGAACGGAAGAAGCCAGGGCUGAGAGCUGGCUAUGGCAAGGAAUUGGAACAGCGACUUGGUAAGUUGCUCUACAGUCCUCUCGUCGUCAACUUGUUAUCUCACCCGUACUCUAGAUAG
This is a messenger RNA of Penicillium digitatum Pd1, 378 nucleotides long. Lineage: Eukaryota; Fungi; Ascomycota; Eurotiomycetes; Eurotiales; Aspergillaceae. The record is from RefSeq and is a predicted model, not a curated record.